Messenger RNA from Saccoglossus kowalevskii, 1522 nucleotides. Its product is annotated as ATPase WRNIP1-like. The record is from RefSeq and is a predicted model, not a curated record. Gene Ontology annotation, molecular function: ATP binding; DNA binding; single-stranded DNA helicase activity. Gene Ontology annotation, cellular component: nucleus. Gene Ontology annotation, biological process: DNA-templated DNA replication; DNA synthesis involved in DNA repair; DNA repair. NCBI's taxonomy places the organism in Eukaryota, Metazoa, Hemichordata, Enteropneusta, Harrimaniidae.
AAGUACUCGACGAACCGAAAGUACUGGACCUGUCGUUGCCAGUCAAACGAAUAUUUCCACAGAAUCACCCAAGCCAUUGUUUGCUCCUAAAUCCAUAAAUUUCAAGAUAAAGCAGGAGGUUUCGAACUCGAAUCACGACGGUAAAAAACCCACAGAAGGACAGAGUAUCUUCGCUAUUAUGGGACAAAAUGCACGAGGAAAUGCAGAGAAAAAAUCUGCAGACUUUGCUCCGUUAGCGGAGAAAAUGCGUCCGUCGUCAUUGGACGAUUAUGUAGGACAAGACAAAGUGAUUGGAACCAAUACAAUGUUGCGGUCUCUGAUAGAAGCGAACGACGUACCUUCCAUGAUACUAUGGGGACCACCGGGGUGUGGAAAGACCACCCUAGCCCGGAUUGUAGCCAGCAAUGCUAAGAAGAACAGCAACAGUAGACUUAGAUUUGUACAGUUGUCGGCGACGACAAGCAACGUAAGUGAAGUCAGAGAAGUGAUCAAAAUUGCUCAGAAUGAGCAAACCAUGUUCAAAAGAAAGACGAUUCUUUUUAUAGAUGAAAUCCACAGAUUCAACAAGUUACAACAGGACACGUUUUUAAUGCACAUCGAGAAUGGUACAAUCACGCUAAUAGGAGCGACAACUCAGAAUCCAUCAUUUCAAGUUAACUCGGCACUACUCAGUCGUUGUAAAGUGGUUGUACUGGAGAAACUCUCCAUACAGAGUAUGGAAAACAUACUCACAAAAGCCAUCAAGUCAUUACAUGGGUGUAUACUGGAAGAGAAAGAAGAGCCAGCUACUGCUAUAGAGAAAUAUCAUCAUGCUGAAAGGCCAGAAUUAUUUGUUGAAAGAAACGCUUUGAGUAUGCUAUGUAAUCUUUGUGAUGGUGAUGGGAGAGCUGCUCUUAAUUGCCUAGAGAUUGCAGUCCAUUCACAAGUAGCUUCACAUCGAAGUGGAGGAUUAGACAAGAUGAAUAGUGAUUACGUUGUUGUUAAGCUUGAUCACAUCAAAGAAGGGCUGCAGAGAUCACAUAUACUUUAUGACAAAACGGGGGAGGAACAUUAUAAUUGCAUAUCAGCAAUGCAGAAAUCUAUCCGUGGUUCCGAUGCCAAUGCAUCAUUGUACUGGGUAACAAGAAUGUUACUUGGAGGUGAAGAUCCCUUGUAUAUUGCGCGAAGACUUGUGAGAACUGCUAGUGAAGAUAUUGGUUUAGCAGAUCCCCAUGCUGUUGGCAUAGCAGUAUCAGCGUACCAAGCAUGUCAAAGUCUAGGAAUGCCAGAAUGUGAUGUUGUUUUAGCCCAGUGUGCCAUUUACUUAGCAAGAGCACCAAAAUCAACCGAAGUAUAUAGCGCCCUCACCCUGGCGAAAAGCAGCAUCCAGGAACAUAAUGGGCCACUACCUUGUGUUCCGUUGCAUCUGAGGAAUGCGCCGAACAUUACAAUGAGGAACCUGGGAUACGGGAAAGGGUACAACCCAAGGAGAGCCAUGGUAUUCAUGCCUCAAGGAAUGCAAGGUGUCAACUUUUUUAGUUAA